Molecule: messenger RNA, 1092 nt
Organism: Acomys russatus (golden spiny mouse)
Lineage: Eukaryota; Metazoa; Chordata; Mammalia; Rodentia; Muridae
Gene: Nkx2-4
Product: NK2 homeobox 4
Exons: 2
Coding region: 4-1092 (362 amino acids)
Biological process (GO): regulation of transcription by RNA polymerase II; cell differentiation
Cellular component (GO): nucleus
Molecular function (GO): RNA polymerase II cis-regulatory region sequence-specific DNA binding; DNA-binding transcription factor activity, RNA polymerase II-specific
Source: RefSeq, a predicted model, not a curated record
GCCAUGUCGUUGAGCCCCAAGCACACGACGCCCUUCUCCGUGUCCGACAUCCUGAGCCCCAUCGAAGAGACCUACAAGAAGUUCGGCGGCGGCGUCAUGGACGGCGCGCCUCCCGGCCUCGGGGCGCCCCUGGGGGCCGCCGCCGCCGCCUACCGCGCGCCGCCGGCUGGCCCCUCCUCGCAGGCGGCGGCCGUGGCGGGCAUGCAGCCGCCCCACGCCAUGGCCGGACACAACGCGGCGGCGGCGGCGGCGGCGGCUGCUGCGGCGGCGGCGGCGGCGGCCGCCACCUACCACAUGCCCCCCGGCGUCUCGCAGUUCCCGCACAGCGCCAUGGGCAGCUACUGCAACGGCGGCCUGGGCAACGUGGGUGAGCUGCCCGCCUACACGGACGGCAUGCGGGGCGGCGCGGCUGCCGCGGCCACCGGCUGGUACGGCGCCAACACGGACCCGCGCUACUCGUCAAUCUCCAGGUUCAUGGGGCCGUCGGCGGCGGGCGUGAACGUGGCUGGCAUGGGCUCGCUGACCGGCAUCGCGGAUGCUGCCAAGUCCCUGGCGCCGCUUCACGCGGCCGCGCCGCGAAGGAAGCGCCGAGUGCUCUUCUCGCAAGCGCAGGUCUACGAGCUGGAGCGGCGCUUCAAGCAACAGAAGUACCUGUCGGCACCCGAGCGCGAGCACCUGGCCAGCAUGAUCCACCUGACGCCCACGCAGGUCAAGAUCUGGUUCCAGAACCAUCGCUACAAGAUGAAGAGGCAGGCCAAGGACAAGGCGGCGCAGCAGCUGCAGCAGGAGGGUGGCCUGGGCCCCCCGCCGCCGCCUCCUCCUCCGCCGCCGCCGCCGUCGCCGCGCCGCGUGGCCGUACCCGUGCUGGUGAAGGACGGCAAGCCGUGCCAGAACGGCGCGGGCACCCCGACGCCUGGCCAGGGCGGCCAGCAGCCGCAGGCCCCGACGCCGGCCGCGGAGCUGGAGGAACUGUCGCCCAGCCCGCCCGCUCUGCACGGUCCCGGGGGCGGUUUAGCGGCUCUGGACGCGGCCACCGGGGACUACGGCGGAGGCGUGCUCGGCGCCAACCUGCUCUAUGGCAGGACGUGGUGA